Drechmeria coniospora is the source of this 1806-nucleotide messenger RNA. RefSeq lists its product as uncharacterized. The record is from RefSeq and is a predicted model, not a curated record. NCBI's taxonomy places the organism in Eukaryota, Fungi, Ascomycota, Sordariomycetes, Hypocreales, Ophiocordycipitaceae. The transcript has 8 exons. Gene Ontology annotation, molecular function: purine nucleobase transmembrane transporter activity. Gene Ontology annotation, cellular component: plasma membrane. The coding region runs from base 1 to 1806 and encodes 601 amino acids. Gene Ontology annotation, biological process: transmembrane transport.
AUGGAGCAGCCUGGUCAGCAGACUUCGGGGCAUCCCCUCGCUCGUACAUAUACGCCAAGAUCUAGAUUCUUUGGCUUCCGUGACUUUUUCGAUUUUGUAGACGAACGCACGGCUUCAUCCACUAUCGGAAGACUCUUCCGCCUUGCCGGAAGCGGCCAUCCAGACGAGAUUCCUGGCUCUACCGUUCUGAGAGAGGUUAGAGCUGGGCUGACCACGUUUGCCACCAUGGCCUACAUCAUUGCUGUCAAUGCUUCCCUCCUCUCCCAGACAGGCGGAACAUGUGUGUGUGCUCUGGAUCAAAAGCAAAAGUGUGAUUCUAUUCCCGCAUUUGCUGCCUGCAAAGAGGAAGUCCGCAGGGAUCUCAUCACCGCCACGGCAGUGCUCGCCGGCUUGGCCUCGAUUUCAUUUGGUGCUCUAACAAACUUGCCCGUGGCCCUCGCACCCGGAAUGGGGUUGAACGCCUACUUUGCCUUCCAGGUUGUCGGAGUUAAUGGCAGUGAGAGCAUGUCAUACCGAACCGCCCUCACCGCCAUCUUUAUCGAGGGCAUCGUGUUUGUCCUUCUUGCCCUCACAGGCAUGCGCCAAUGGCUCGUAAAGCUGAUUCCCUCGACGAUCAAGACGGCUACCGGCGUCGGCAUCGGCCUUUUCCUCACCGAGAUUGGGCUCUCCUACUCGGCCGGCAUUGGUGCCGUCACAGGGGGCGGGAACCUCACGCCCCUGGCGCUCGGAGGAUGCCCGCUGGAGCUAAUAGACGGCCAGACAGGCACGUGCAUGUCCGGCAACAUGACGGAUCCAAAACUGUGGGUCGCAGUCUUCUGCGGAGGCAUCGUGACAGCCUCCCUCAUGGCAUUCCGCGUCAAGUACGCCUUCGUCAUUGGCAUUGCCUUUGUCUCCAUCCUAUCCUGGCCUCGCCAUACCGCUAUAUCGUACUUCCCCGACACCGACGCGGGCAACUCUCGCUUCGAGUUCUUCCAGCAGGUCGUCGCCUGGCAUCCCAUCUCCAGGACCCUCAACCAGCUCGACUGGAACUUGGGCUCCGACGGUACCAAGUUUGCCCUCUCGCUCUUCACCUUCUUGUAUGUGGACAUUAUAGAUGCAACGGCAACACUGUACUCGAUGGUGAAGUUCUGCAACGUCGCGAAGCGCGAGGACGGUGAUUUUCCUCGGUCGACAAUUGCUUACUGCACCGACGCCGUCUUCAUCUCCGUCGGCGCUCUCCUGGGCUGCUCGCCGGUUACCGUCUUUAUCGAAAGCGGUGCCGGAAUCGCCGAGGGUGGCCGGACGGGUCUGACGGCCAUCGUCACCGGACUCUGCUUCAUCGGAUCCAUCUUUUUUGCUCCAAUAUUCGCGUCCAUUCCGCCGUGGGCAACUGGCUGCACCCUCGUUCUAGUUGGCUGCAUGAUGAUCCGCCAAAUCACACAGGUCAACUGGCGAUAUAUAGGAGACGCCUUGCCUUCAUUUGUGGUCAUGUCGUUCAUCCCGUUCAGCUACAGCGUUGCAUACGGGCUCAUUGCGGGCUUGUUUGUCUAUACCGUCCUCAAUGGCCUCGUUGGCCUCGUCGUCUGGUGCAGCGCCGGUCGGCUCGAACCACGCGAGUAUGAACUCAAGGAGUAUUGGACGUGGAAGGGUACGGGUCCUGCUCCCUGGUUCGUGAGAGCCUUUCGUGCCCGCAGAGCAGCGGACGCUGUGAGUGAGCGUGUCUCGAGUCUGGGUGAGGAGAGUCAAGAAGGCACAAUGCGGCUCGCGUCCAUGUCGAAGGAGGGUCCUAUCGCAGCGAUGGAACCUACCAAGGAGUCGACGGAAUAG